CGACCAAUGGAAAUGCCGCUUUGUCCCACGUGACCAAACACGGAAGUACAGUCUACAGCGGCGCCGCCACAACUUUUCAUUGAGAGACAUCAAGCUCCUCGCUUAUUCCUGCAUUUUAACUACUGCACGGGCACGAUAAGGCCGCUGCGUAUUAUUUCUGAGCAUUUGGUGAAUUAAACUCCACAGUGACUAUGACCCAGGCCGAAAAGGAGCAGGACAACGGGAAGGAGAAAGAGAAGGAACGAGACAAGGAGAAAGAGAAGGAGCAGCAGCGCGGAGUGAAAAGACCCAUCGCUCCUCCGACCAUCCCAGACCCCCUGCAGGAGCAAAUACAGAGCAAUUUCGUCAUCGUUAUCCACCCCGGGUCAAGGAUGCUGCGCAUAGGCCGAGCAACAGACACUCUCCCGGUGACAAUCCCACACGUGAUCGCACGCAGACACAAGCAGAGCGGACAGCCCAGAUAUGAGGAUGCCUGGCUGUUGAGAGAAGGCCUAAAUAAACCAGAGAGUAAUGAGCAGAGGCAGAAUGGGCUGAAAAUGGUCGACCAGGCCGUCUGGUCCAAGAAGAUGUCGAACGGAGUGCGGAGGACGCCGGUGUCUGCUGAACAGGCCAGAGCUUAUAACUGUCAGAUCCGUCCGGCUGUACUUGACAGCAGCUCCAGGGUGAAGUGGACCAACACAACCCACCAUCCCCCUCAGCUGGUGGGAGAGGAGGCACUUUAUGUGAAUCCCUCCGACUGUUACAACAUUCACUGGCCUGUAGUCAGAGGUCAGCUUAAUGUGCACGCCGGUCCCGGAGGCUCACUGACCGCCGUCCUGGCUGACCUGGAGACGAUCUGGGGUCAUGUCAUUCAAAAGCAAUUGGAUAUCCCUCUCAAAGACUUAAAGUAUUACAGAUGCAUCCUGUUGGUUCCCGACAUCUACAACAGGCAGCACAUCAAGGAAGUUGUCAACAUGCUGUUGCUUAAUAUGGGGUUCUCAGCGAUCAUCGUGCACCAGGAGUCGGUGUGUGCUACGUUUGGCAGUGGGCUGAGCAGUGCUUGUGUCGUGGAUGUUGGAGACCAGAAGACCAGUCUUAGCUGUGUAGAGGACGGAGUGUCCCACCGGAACUCCAGGCUGUGUUUGGCAUACGGCGGCUCAGAUGUGACACGUACUCUCUUCUGGCUCCUGCAGAGGGCGGGCUUUCCCUACAGAGACUGCCAGCUCUCCAGCAGACUGGACUGUCAGCUGCUGCAGCAUCUGAAGGAGACCUUCUGCCAUCUAGACCAAGACAUAUCAGGACUACAAGAUCAUGAAUUCCAGACAAGGUUCCCAGAAGCCCCAGCUCUACUCUACCAGGUUCGACUCGGGGAUGAGAAACUAGAGGCACCCAUGGGUCUUUUCUACCCGACCACAUUUGGCAUCGUAGGUCAGAAGAUGACAUCCCUUCAGUACCGUUCCCAAGGCGACUCAGAGGAUCCUCACGAUGAACAUUACCUGCUGGCCACACAGAGCAAACAGGACCAGUCCUCUAAAUCAGCUGCAGACCGGAAGGCUAUUUCCAGACCGGGUGGAGGUUUGGAUGGUGAGAUGAGCGGUCAGGGAGGAGUCGGAGAGCUCUCUGACUUGCCCAGGGCCUGUGGGAGUGGCAGCAGUGGAGGAGGGAUGAAGGGGGAGAUGGAGCUUGGGCCCGCCCAGGGAGAGUGCCUGAUGGGAGCGGGAGAGGUGGAAGAGCCCCUGUCUGCUCACCUCUCCAGGAAGACUGCCAUCAUGAGCCAGUUUGAGAGCAAAGCACUGGGCCUGGAUAAAGCCAUCCUGCAUAGCAUCGACUGCUGUGCAUCGGAUGAAACCAAGCGCAAAAUGUACAGCUCCAUCCUGGUGGUAGGAGGAGGGCUCAUGUUUCACGGUGCUCAGGAGUUUCUGCUUCACCGCAUCAUGAACAAGAUGCCACCCUCGUUCAGAAGGCUGGUAGACAACGUGGAGGUGAUCACGAGGCCAAAGGACAUGGACCCUCGGCUGAUAUCAUGGAAGGGGGGAGCAGUGCUGGCGUGUCUGGACACCACCCAGGAGAUGUGGAUCCACCAGAGAGAAUGGCAGCGCUUUGGUGCCCGAAUGCUGCGCGAGAGAGCUGCCUUCGUGUGGUGAAAACAAACCGACUUUACUUGAAUUGAACACAUUGUCUACACAUGAGGCGUUAGCGUGAGCAGCACGUCGGCAAAGCAGCAGCUUCAGUGCUCCGCCUGCCUCUACACAGGUUGCCUCUAGACAUGGUUUCGAGUGUUGGUCGCUUCACAAUUGAAGUGUAAAAGUAAGACAUAGUGACGCACAUCUUUGCGUUUAUCAUCAACAUGCAGAUUGGCUCAAGAUUAUACAACUUGACUCUUCAGAUUCAUACAGUAGAUAAGGCAACGCUCUGAUGAAAAUCUCGAGAGUUUUCCUCAUAAUCAGAGAACCAUCUCUGUGCAUGGUAGGAAAGUAUUUUGGCAGUUACAGCACUGUGAAGUCUUGUGUGUGAAUCUUAAUGUGCAGCUGAGGUCAUCGUUGUGUAACACUCUUAACAGAAGAGGGUGUUAACUUGUUAAUAUUGUGUAAAUAUUUCUGCUUGUCCUGUUUAUGGAAGUUUUGAUCGUUGUAAAUAAAGCCUUGGACGCUUGUUUACACAACAGAUGCAUUUUUAUUGAAACAAACAAAAUCCACCUUUCAGCCUUAUUGAAUUUCAGUACAAGGUUGCCUCAAGUCCAACCUAAAUCUCUCUUCACAAACCCAGUAACUCAAUACCCUUCAGCUUUACAUACAUUACACAACUGCAGCCAGUUUAAAGAGUGAGAAAACAGUAAUCUGCUCUGCAAUUAUCCACAUUAUAUCAUUGACAAAAUCGCCCACUAAAUAAAAAUCUACUUCUUUUCAUUAUCUUAUCACAUUGUCAAUAUUAAAGAACAUUCACAAUUAUACCAUGUAUUUUUUGUCAGUAUUGCCCACCUCUACAUAGAGGAAACCUUUGUUGUUACAAAGUGUGACAGUGAUGGAACAAGACAAACGCAGUAAGAAUAUGUUUUAACAGUUUUUAUUCAAACAGGAUACAAAACAAAGAUGAACUAACUUCAUGAUUUACCCGAGGAUGAUCUGACGGAGAUGUCAGUAACACACAUCUCUAGGAGACCGAUGUGAAAGGGCAGAAGCGGGAGGGGGAGGGGGGAAGUGAUGCAGAUAGCUGCUGAAUCAGCCAAUCUGGCCCCUACAUGUAGGAAUUCCCAGAAAGGCGUCAAGAAACUGCUUGUGGCAGCGGCAGCCAUGAAGAGGAGCCUCAGCACUGUGAC
Molecule: messenger RNA, 3295 nt
Organism: Acanthopagrus latus (yellowfin seabream)
Lineage: Eukaryota; Metazoa; Chordata; Actinopteri; Spariformes; Sparidae
Gene: actr8
Product: actin related protein 8
Exons: 13
Coding region: 192-2123 (643 amino acids)
Biological process (GO): double-strand break repair; regulation of DNA-templated transcription
Cellular component (GO): Ino80 complex
Source: RefSeq, a predicted model, not a curated record